This is a messenger RNA of Pestalotiopsis fici W106-1, 345 nucleotides long. RefSeq lists its product as uncharacterized. The transcript is spliced from 2 exons. The record is from RefSeq and is a predicted model, not a curated record. NCBI's taxonomy places the organism in Eukaryota, Fungi, Ascomycota, Sordariomycetes, Amphisphaeriales, Sporocadaceae. Bases 1 to 345 code for a protein of 114 amino acids.
AUGGCUUCCCUUUGCAAAAUCCUGAUCCUUCUUACCGUCGCCCAACCUAUUUUGGCUGCACCAACUGUACAGACUGUUGGCGGGAUCCAGGCACGGGAACCAUCACCCGACAACGACGUCGAUGGUGCCAACCUGAGAUCAUACUGGCCUCGUAAAGCAGCUCCUGACAAUGAUGUCGAUGCCGCCGACCUUCGUUCUUACUGGCCCCGAGACGCAGCUCCCGACAAUGAUGUCGAUGCUGCCAACCUGAGAUCUUACUGGCCUCGAAAGGCGGCUCCUGACAACGAUGUCGACGCUGCUGACUUGCGAUCGUACUGGCCGCGCGAGGAGGUUUCCAAGGAUUAA